CCUAGCUGCAACAGAUCGCACCGCGACGCAGGCGCCAACUCACAUUGCCAAAAUGGCCGGGUCACAAUUGAAGAGGCUCAAGGCCUCUCUUCGCGAGCAAGGAAUCAUCGGCCCCCAGCAGUCAAAGAAACAAAGGCGCAAGAAUGCCGAGGAGCAAAAGGCGAGGCCCGACAAGCGCCUUCAGCGUGUAGAGGCCUUGGCCAGCAUCCGCGAGCAGUUCAACCCCUUCCAAUUCAAGACCAACGCCCGGGGACCCAAGUUCGAAGUUACCACCAACAAGCCCGCCAAUGACAAGGCUGCGAUGGGUAUAAAGGGGCGGCCUGGGCUGUCCAAAGCCAUGGGCGAAGAGAGGCGGCGCCAAACCCUUCUUGUCGAAAUGCAACGGCGCAACAAAGUUGGAGGGCUCAUUGACAGGCGCUUCGGCGAGAACAACCCCAACUUGUCACUCGAGGAAAAGAUGAUCGAGAGAUUCACCCGCGAGCAGCAGCGAAAGCACAAGAAGAUCUCAGCGUUUGACCUCGAGGAUGACGACGAGCCGAUGGGGGGGUUAACCCAUAUGGGCAAGCCCCUCUUUGACGACGACGGCGACGACGGCGACGACGCGGUGCCUGUGAAAGAUGACUUUGAUGAGGAGGAUCUACCGUCGGGGGAUGAAUCCGACACUUCUCGAGCCGAAAGGAGGAUGCUAAAACGCCAGCGUCUAUUGGAAGCCGUGGAGGAGCUAGACGAAGACAACGAGCAGCCCGAGAGGAAGAAGACCAAGAAGGAAAUCUAUGAGGAGGUGAUAGCGAAGUCAAAGCUGUACAGAUACGAACGGCAGGCGGCAAAAGAAGAGGACAACGAGCUCAGAGUCCAGCUUGACAAGCAGAUGCCUGAAAUUCAAGCUCUUCUGCUCCAGAGACCGAAACCACCAUCAAAGGAAGAACCCCCAAAGAUUAUUGCCGGCAAGGAAAAAUCCGCGCUUGAAAAAGAUUACGAUAUUCGUGUGAAACAGCUCGCUGCCGAUAAGCGGGCACAGCCCGCCGAGAGGACGAAGACGGAAGAGGAGUUGGCAGAAGAAGAAGCGAAGCGGUUAAAGGAACUAGAGGAGAAACGACUGAAGCGUAUGCGGGGUGAGGCGGUUGAAGAAGACGAGGAGGAUGAGGAGGAGAAGGACAAGAGAGAAAAGGAAGACGUCGAGAAAGCCUACGACCCCUUCAAUACCGAAGAGCAUGAUGAAUUCGGCCUGGGCAAGGGAGUCAAGUACCGGCCAACUGCUACAGAACUGGGGCUCGAUGACGAAGACGACUUUCUGAUUGACGAGGAUCUUGUUGCCAGCGGCUCCGAUCUGGACAUCGAGAGCGAAAUCGAAGAUGAAAGCGAGGACGAGAAUUCUGGGUCAGAAUCCGACUCGGACGACGACGAGUUUGUUAAGGGGGUUCUCUCAGAAGCCGUCACAAAAGAUCCAGUCUUCCAAACACCCAGCAACACCAAAGGAGACGACGAGAACGGCAUCCCUUAUACAUUUCCAUGCCCGCAGAGUCACGAUGAGAUGCUCAAGAUAUUCGAGGGGAUUGAUGUGACGAAACUUCCGGUAGCUGUUCAGCGAAUUCGGGCGCUCUAUCAUCCCAAGCUCGACAGCAAGAACAAGGAGAGGCUGGGCAUAUUUUCGCAGCUUCUCGUGCACCACGUCGCGUACCUUGGCGAUAGGUUCGAGCCGCACUGGUUUCCCACCUUGGAGAGCUUGAGUCGUCACAUCCACUCGAUGGCCAAGUCGUUCCCGAUUGAGGUGGCUAAGGCAUACCGAGCACACAUCCAGGAGAUUGAACAGGGCCGGCCCCUGGCUCUCACCGUCGGAGAUCUUGUCCUAUUCACCGCAAUCGGGACAACAUUUCCCACAUCCGACCAUUUCCAUCAGGUUGUUACCCCUGCAAUGCUUGCCAUCGGUCGCUACCUGGGACAGAAGAUCCCACAAGCGCUUUCGGAUUACGCGACGGGGACCUAUCUCUCGAUUCUCGCUCUUCAAUACCAACAGUUCUCAACGCGCUACGUGCCGGAGCUGAUGAACUUCUGCCUCAACACGCUCUGCGCUCUGGCGCAUGAGAAACCCCAAGGGAAGCUAGGGUUCUUCCCGGUUCACGAACCCGCCGCAGGAAUUCGGAUCCGAGACGCCGGCAAUACUACCAUCCGGCAACUCAACUGCGGCGACUGCCAGCAAAAGCGGUCACUCUCUGCGGCUGAAGAGUCUUCGCUCAAAGUGGCCAUCAUCAACACCGUCGCGGCAAUUCUCAAAGCCGCCGCAGAAACCUGGCACAAGCUCCCAGCCUUUUACGAGACCUUCCACCCCGCCUCCCUCGUUCUCCAGCACCUUACCGGCAAAGCAAACAGCGUCCACUUGCCGGAGGCGCUAACAAGCAAGCUGACGGAUGUAAAUUCAGCUAUAACCCGUCUCCUCCAGCUUGCCCGCCUGUCCCGCAGGCCGCUCGAGCUGCACCAUCACCGCCCUCUCGCGAUCCGCACAUACAUUCCCAAGUUUGAAGACUCGUUUGAUCCUGACAAGCACUACGACCCGGACAGGGAGCGGGCCGAGCUGGCGAAGCUCAAGGCCGAGCACAAGCGCGAGCGCAAGGGCGCGCUGCGCGAGCUGCGCAAGGACGCGGCGUUCAUGCGGCGCGAGAAUCUGCGGAUCAAGAAGGAGCGCGACGCGGCGUACGAGAAGAAGUACAGGCGGCUCGUGGCCGAGAUUCAAGGCGAAGAAGGCCGGGCGGCAAACGAGUAUGCGCGGGAGAAGGAGGCAAGGAAGAGGAAGGCGAGAGGGAGGUGAUUUGCCGGUUUUGGCGCUGUUUCGUUGCUGGUUUGGGGUUCGUGUGUGGCCGUUUGUAUGCUACGGGAGUUUUGGUCGAAAAUCAAGAAGCUCAUCAGCGUCUCAAAACCCCAACAGUAGCUAUUCCAGAAUUUUGUGUCUG
This is a messenger RNA of Thermothelomyces thermophilus ATCC 42464, 2945 nucleotides long. RefSeq lists its product as uncharacterized. Gene Ontology annotation, cellular component: small-subunit processome; nucleolus; Noc4p-Nop14p complex. The transcript is spliced from 3 exons. NCBI's taxonomy places the organism in Eukaryota, Fungi, Ascomycota, Sordariomycetes, Sordariales, Chaetomiaceae. The record is from RefSeq and is a predicted model, not a curated record. Gene Ontology annotation, biological process: maturation of SSU-rRNA. Bases 53 to 2803 code for a protein of 916 amino acids.